AUGGCGUCUUCUCAAUCAUCGUCAUCAUCCAUCUCGGAGCGUGGUGACGAACCUACCGAGCAAAAGUCCAUGCCUCAACUGGAAACUCUCAUCUCCCACUUACUAGCCGCAAAACGUUCCCUCUCCUCCAUCAACCAUGUCUGGCGCGCCAACGAGAUCGUCACUGCCUCCCGCUCUGCUCUCGAAGAAAGCGUCGUCUCCUCCUCCCGAACCAACUUCCUGCGUCGUGGACUGAAUACCCAGCUCAGACUGUUGUACAAUGUUCGGGCCGAGGUGGAAGAGAUCUCAUCCCGUGGUCGGCACGAGUUUGAGGAAGCUUUGGGGAGCUUGGAUGCCGCCGAUGCGAGGUUGCGAAACACUCUUGACCUUCUCCGUGAGACGAUCGUCGAUGCAUCAUUUCGCCCCAAGGAUGAAGAAUCAAGAAGUCUGCACGACUUCGUGGACGAACGUGGGGUUGAGGAGCUACACGGGGCGAUGAAAAACUCCAUAGACCGCACUAAUACUGCGCGCGGAGAUCUGGACACCUCUAACCGGGCAUUUGACGAUGAGCUUGCCUCCAUCAAACAAGCUCUCCGACACUACCGCUCUGCUACCAAAAUGGCUUCUUCUCGCGCGUCGGCAUCUUCGACCUCAUCGGCUUCGGUGUCAGACUCUGAUCUGCUCGCAUUGUCAGAGAUGCCGGGUAUGUUGCAGUCACUUGAAACACAUGCACAGGAAAUGGCCAGCCUCCUAGAAUCCCUAGUCUGCCAUUUUGACCUGUGCGUUACGGCAGUGAAGCACACGGAGGGUGGAGGCGCAGCCGCUCGUUCCAUUACGGGCGACAUGCCUGCCGAAGUCCAAGCCAGCGGUGACGGAAUACCCAAUAUCGGCGAAGAGAUCAACGCGAACCUAAACGCGCCCCUUGAUCCAAUGUCAGAUCAGGAAUACCAGGAGAUGGUGAGUGUAUUGAUGAAAGAUGCCCUUGAAGCCGAGGACGUGGUUAUGGAAAUUCAAGAUCGCAUCAGCGAAAUGGAAUCCAUACAUGAACAAGUUAAUGUGCAGCGUGAUGCACUACUCUCAGUCUCAAAUGCCACACUCGAUGUCCACCGCCAUCUCUCCACUCUCGCGUCAAAACGACUACCGCGGUAUAUCUCCCAGGCACACAACUUCACGCAGGUCUGGAACGAGGAGAACGAGCGCAUCAACUCCGGUCUCGGCGAAUUGUCCGACCUUCACUCCCUGUACGAAGGCUUUUUAAAUGCCUACGACAGUCUAAUCCUCGAAGUGGCCCGGCGAGCUCAUGUUCGCGCCCGCGUCGAGAAAGUCCUCCACGAUACCAAACGCAAGUUAAAUCAGCUCCACGACGAGGAUGUCGCAGCCCGCGAAGCUUUCCGCGUCGAGCAAGGCGACUUUCUCCCAUCCGAUAUAUGGCCUGGUAUCGGCCGAGCACCCAUGCAGGUCGAAUUCCUUCGUGUUUCGGGUGGUCAGCUUCCAGCACUUGCAGAGGAACAGGAUCCCGAGCAGACUGGAGCUGAGACUUGCCCUGAGCCCAAGGCGGGCGCAGUGGAUGACAACGCCAAUGGCGAGAUUAUUCCCGAUUUACCGAAAGAUAUGGUUGAGCAGGCUUAUGAACGAUUGAAAGCGCGCGGUGGUAAUUUCUUCUAA
Molecule: messenger RNA, 1644 nt
Organism: Penicillium atrosanguineum
Lineage: Eukaryota; Fungi; Ascomycota; Eurotiomycetes; Eurotiales; Aspergillaceae
Product: autophagy-related protein 17
Exons: 1
Coding region: 1-1644 (547 amino acids)
Biological process (GO): autophagy of peroxisome; piecemeal microautophagy of the nucleus; activation of protein kinase activity
Cellular component (GO): Atg1/ULK1 kinase complex; phagophore assembly site
Molecular function (GO): protein kinase activator activity; molecular adaptor activity
Source: RefSeq, a predicted model, not a curated record